Contarinia nasturtii (swede midge) is the source of this 1703-nucleotide messenger RNA. RefSeq lists its product as uncharacterized. NCBI's taxonomy places the organism in Eukaryota, Metazoa, Arthropoda, Insecta, Diptera, Cecidomyiidae. The record is from RefSeq and is a predicted model, not a curated record. The transcript is spliced from 2 exons. The coding region runs from base 84 to 1586 and encodes 500 amino acids. Gene Ontology annotation, molecular function: protein binding.
UUCACUAUCAGAGCAGUUAUCGGCAGCUACUUUUGCAAAACUUUACUUAUCGAGAAUCACACAUUACGUGUUCAAUUAUCAUCAUGCGUCGCAUUCGAAGAGGUACAGGAGGCAUGACACCGAGAAGAUUACAACCUCGGGCCAUCAUGGAAGUAAGAGAUGUGGCCGGAAUAAACACAUCAGCAGACAAACGAUUGGCACCAGAAAAACCGGUUACCCAACGAAAACGACGUAAAUUGGACAAUGAUGGCACGAUUUUCAAAGUUGUGCGAAACAAACGAAAUCAUACCGCAUCUAUUUUGAAGCUCAAUGACCAUUGCUUCGAUCAAAUAUUCGAUUGGCUAUCUGUGAAAGAUCUAAAUUCAUUUAGUAAAACAUGUACACGACUACAACAAAUUGGCAGGCAAUAUUUUCAACGCAAUUAUCGUGAUUUGAUUCAUUUUGAUCGUAAAACACCUUGUUUGAACAAUGUCAAAUAUAUUGAUAGUUUCGCUGGUUUUUAUCAAAAUAUUGUCAUCGCAAAAGGUGAUGAGUAUAAAGUAUAUGAAUACAUCAACUCACACCGCAAUCAAUCGAUUAAACGGAUUAAAUUCACAAACUAUACUCUAACAACACACAAAAUCAAUAACAUCAGACACAUUUUGGAUGGUGUAGAAGUACUACAAUUAUACCGUUGCACCAUUGCAGAUGAAUUAUAUGAAUGCAUUCUGGGACAUUGUGUUAAUUUGAAAAAUUUGAGCAUUGAUAACGGAGCAUUCGAACUAUUUCCAGAAAAUGACAAAUGGCUGCAAAAAAAGUAUCCAACACUCGAACACUUUGAAUUGAUUGAGUUGACACACAUCGAAUCACAAUGGGAACCGAAAAUGGACCAAAUGUUAAAGUUUCUUGAGCUUAAUCCAAAUAUACGAAGCCUCAGUGUUACUUCUAGAAAUCUGAUGAAAUUUGUCGAUCUGGUGAAGGAAACAAACAUACGACUCGAUGAACUUACCGUCACUCUCUCAUCUCAAUCAGGUCAAUACCGAAUAAUACCUUAUGUUAAACAGACGGACCUCAUAAGUCUUGUAAACGGAUUGUAUGAACUCGGUUUUUACAAACGAUUAAAUUUAUUGAAUGUACCCCGAUUGGACAAAGAAAUUGUUGCGGUGAAUGGAUUUAAAAGUGUCUAUCCUAGAAUAUUAGAUAAUAAUGUAAAUCUGGACAAUGUUAAGGAACUUUGGCUUAAAUGCUAUUUUAUGAAUGAAAUUAACAAAACCCUCGAUCUUGUCGCAGCAAAAUUGGUGAAUCUUGAAAGGGUCUGGUUGAGUAGAUUGUUAACUGCUGCAGAUGAAAUUGCGAUAUUUGUAAAAUAUGCACCAAAAUUGAAGGAGAUUUAUGUGGAUAAAAUUUAUGGUAAAAAACUAGACCUGACAACAUUGAAUAAGGAACGUGAAAAACUACGAGGUGCCAGAAAGGUUACUAUUUACGUCGAUGAAAAAACUUUCUUAGAAACAAAAUGGAAUAACAAAUCAAUAGAUCUCAGCUUGGUCACAUUGAAACGCAAAGAAUCGUAUCAAUUCAAAUAUUUGUAUCCAUUUGACAACGUAUAAUAUCGAAUGUCAUGAUUCUAAAUCGAUUUAUAGAGAUAAUUUAUUCAUUCAACCCAAUUUUAUGAUGUUAUUCAAAACAUUACACAACAAUUUUGAUUUUAUUAUGAGAAAACGAAA